Molecule: messenger RNA, 2917 nt
Organism: Oncorhynchus mykiss (rainbow trout)
Lineage: Eukaryota; Metazoa; Chordata; Actinopteri; Salmoniformes; Salmonidae
Product: AT-rich interactive domain-containing protein 3A
Biological process (GO): regulation of transcription by RNA polymerase II
Cellular component (GO): nucleus
Molecular function (GO): DNA binding
Source: RefSeq, a predicted model, not a curated record
UCCUAGGUCGUCAGUAGACCCUGCCCUCCGUAUAUCACUGUAUUGACGUGUUGUUAGCAAAUGGGAGCAGAAGGGCCGAUCCUUCGCCUGGAGAGGUCAUUCUGACUACAGGGCUGAUCCUUCGCCUGGAGAGGUCAUUCUGACUACAGGGCUGAUCCUUUGCCUGGAGAGGUCAUUCUGAUUACAGUUGCCACUUCUUGCCAAAAUCUUCAGGGUUUAAAGACUCGAUCACUGCGACCACAUUUAUACACAUCAUUCUGUUUUCUCCAAUCGAGACACGGAUCCCGAUGUUCAAUCAGGAUUCCGGAAUACUUCCACAUCUAACAUUGAAAGGAGAUACUUCGUGAACUGUUUGAUAUUUCGGUCUGAUCUGACUACAGAAGCAUGGUUGAUGACACCAGUUUAGCAACUAAAUCUGCUUUGCAAGCAGCUUUCUCCUCGACCUGCAACCUCCCCCUGCUCGUCUCCUCUGCCUCGACACACAGCCACUUCCCCGGUUCACACUCACAGUCCGACCAGCCCAACGGCGGAGGCAUGAAGCUAGAGGCGGUCAUGGAAAGCCUCCAAAGACAGCAGGCUGCCCGCCUGGCGCUAGAAGAGAAGCUCCGUCAGGCGGAGAAAGAGAAAGACCUCCGCUCCAUGGUCGAGUCCCAGAUCCAUCAACAAGCCCUCGCCUUCCGCCACUACCAGGCAGCGGUCCGUGGCGCUUUCGCUGCGGGAAUAGCGAACUCUUCUCUCGGGUUGGCGAGCUCCGCUGAACGGGAACUGGCUCUCCCUCACAGUCUUGACGCUCGCAGGCAUUCGGCCAAAGCCGACUCCGAUAUGGACGAUGAUCCAGAGGGCAUGGACCGAGGUAUAAAUGAUGACAACAGGGAUAUGGAUGGAGAUGGCAUGGACAACGAGGGAAUCGUGGACGAUGAGGAGGACAUGGAGGGGGCUCUCAGCCACUACCAUCCCCGCCACCCCAUGCACCCCGGGGCGGGAGACUCGCCAAAGGACACACUUGUACAUCUCAAGUCCAGAGCCCCUCCGUCUUUCGCUGCGCCCCGGCAGUCAGAGACCCCGGGCGGGAUGGCACCACAGUCUCAGCAACACGAAUGGACUUACGACGAGCAAUUCAAACAGUCAGGACAAAGCAGUUCGCCAGAGAGGAAGCUGGGAAAUUCAAGUGUCGGUAUCGGUGGCGUCUCCUCGUCGCUGAUUCAGGAGUUGUACGAGUUGGACGAUGAGGUCAAGAGGAAAGAGUUUCUUGAUGACCUCUUCAGUUUUAUGCAGAAGAGAGGGACUCCAGUGAAUCGUAUUCCUAUCAUGGCCAAGCAGGUGUUGGAUCUGUACACGCUCUACAAGCUGGUCACAGAAAAAGGCGGCUUAGUGGAGGUCAUCAAUAAGAAAAUAUGGCGUGAGAUCACCAAAGGCCUCAACCUCCCUACCUCCAUCACCAGUGCAGCGUUCACCCUGCGAACACAGUAUAUGAAGUACCUCUACCCUUACGAAUGUGAAAAGAGGGGUCUGAGCUCCCCCGGAGAGCUCCAGGUAGCUAUCGACAGCAACCGCCGUGAGGGACGUCGUCAGAGCUACGGGUCGUCCAUCUUUAACUACUCUCCAGUAGGGACUCCCUCCACCCUCUCCUCCCCCAAGAUGAGCAUGUCUCACCUGGCCAUGUCCACCUACAACGGAGUACACCUGACCCAGGGACACAACAUCAAGAAAGAGGAUGGCCUGAUGUCGGGAGGUCUGCCGGGCCGUGUUGGGGAGAUGUCUUUGGGAGGGCACCACGGGGCGGCUGCAGCGUUGGAGCCGCCGGAGAGCGGGGAGCCGCCGGAGAGCGGGGAGCCGCCGGAGAAGAAGAGGAUGUCGAUGGAUCAACAGAGGCUCAUGCAGCAUGCGCUGCAGCAGAACCUCCUCGCCAUGGCAACGCAGCUGCCCAUCAAGUUAAACAACGGAGAUGAGAGGAUGAGAGAUGACAGACAAGAGACUCCAUUGAACCUGUCUACCAGCGGCAUUAGCAGCAUCAACGUGUCAAUAGAAAUAGAUGGAGUUGUCUACACAGGUGUUCUGUUUGCCAAGAAGCCCUCCCUUCCCAUGAUGCUGGGUGGUCACCAGAUCCAGAACCACACCUCCUCUCUGGGAAAGAUCAGUCUGGGGCUGAACUCCUCCUGCGUACAGAUCCAUCCGUCCUGCUGCUCCUCCUCCUCCUCCACGUCCUCCACAUCCUCGGUCCACAGACCCGGAAACCUCUCCCCCUGAUCUGAGUCCCACCCACAGCCCCACCAACUCACUCUAAACCCCGCCCCUAUCCUCCCCCAAAGACAGCACACGGUCUGAGAUACCAGGAUGAAAGACUUCUGUUGUUUUUCCCCCCUCCUCCUCCCUUUUUCUCGAUUUCCCUUAUCCCAGUUAAAAUAAUAAUAAACACAUAUUUACAGAGGAAAUACUUCCGUAGGAAAAGAACAAGAAAAGGCUCUCCUUCUAUUCUCUCUCCUCCGAACUCUGAAUAGCAAUGGUAUGCUGAGGACCUCUGAACCCAAUGGUAUGUAGAGAACCUCUGAACCCAAUGGUAUGCUGAGGACCUCUGAACCCAAUGGUAUGUAGAGAACCUCUGAACCCAAUGGUAUGUAGAGGACCUCUGAACCCAAUGGUAUGCUGAGGACCUCUGAUCUCAAUGGUAUGCUGAGGACCUCCGAUCCCAAUGGUAUGCUGAGGACCUCUGAACCCAAUGGUAUGUAGAUGACCUCUGAUCCCAAUGGUAUGCAGAGGACCUCUGAACCCAAUGGUAUGCAGAGGACCUAUGAACCUAAUGGUAUGUAGAGGACCUCUGAACCCAAUGGUAUGUAGAGGACCUCUGAACCCAAUGGUAUGUAGAGGACCUAUGAACCUAAUGGUAUGUAGAGGACCUAUGAACCUAAUGGUAUGUAGA